Molecule: messenger RNA, 756 nt
Organism: Cordyceps fumosorosea ARSEF 2679
Lineage: Eukaryota; Fungi; Ascomycota; Sordariomycetes; Hypocreales; Cordycipitaceae
Exons: 1
Coding region: 1-756 (251 amino acids)
Source: RefSeq, a predicted model, not a curated record
AUGGCCCUCCUAAAUCCCAUCUACGUCCUCUUCGUCCCCGUUUUGUUCCUCGUCACCGUGCCCAUGGCCCUUUUCGCCGGCAUCACCACCACCCUCGCCUUCUCCCUCCUCAUCUGCCGUGGCAUCCUCGUCUACCUGGACCUGGCCCUGUCCUAUCUGCACCGCGGCCUCCAUGGCCUCCAAGUGCCCGCCCGUCUGCACCGCGCCGCUGCCGCUCGUAGCGACCCGCCCUCGCCCACCUCCUCGUAUCUCGCUCUCCGUCGCCGUCGCCACCGCCGGUCCAGCAACGCCAGCGUCCUCUCCGUGGGCGGCGGCUCCGUCACUCCCGUCCACGAUAUCGGCCUCGGCCUAACUCCUAGCGUUGGUCCUGAGCGUGACUAUGAGGGCCUUGGCGGCUGGCGCGUCGGUGACGACGACAUCUGGACAACCAUCAACUCCAGGCUCGAGCUGCCCGACAGCCGCUAUCCCCGUCACCACCACCGCUCGCCCUCCGGUGGUGGCGCCUCUACCCCUGGCGAGGGCGGCUUCCUUAUGAUGAAGCGCCGCACCCGCAGUCCCGAGAUCAAGACCAUGAAGGCGUCCCUCUCCCCAGGGCCGGCCUCCCCCAACAGCUCCCGAACCAGGACGCCCUCUACCUCUCGCCUUGGCUUCAGCCCAUCCCUAUCGCAAGAGGGCUAUUUCUCCCUCAUCAUGUCGCCGCAGAUGGCCUCUAAAAUGGCUUCCAACAAGUCCGCGGCGCAGCAGCAUUACUCAUGA